This is a messenger RNA of Suillus plorans, 1474 nucleotides long. Its product is annotated as MFS general substrate transporter. The coding region runs from base 21 to 1373 and encodes 450 amino acids. Lineage: Eukaryota; Fungi; Basidiomycota; Agaricomycetes; Boletales; Suillaceae. The record is from RefSeq and is a predicted model, not a curated record. Gene Ontology annotation, biological process: transmembrane transport. Gene Ontology annotation, cellular component: membrane. Gene Ontology annotation, molecular function: transmembrane transporter activity. The transcript is spliced from 14 exons.
CCUCUACACUCGAAGCAGCGAUGGGAAAGAGCCUGGGCUUAGCCGAGGGCCAUACGGUUUCGCAUCAUCCGACAUUUGACCAUCACAAUCUCAAAGAGAGCGACAAACACAACGAACGAAUUGAAGUGCGAGUGGGGUCGUCUGCAAGUGAUUCAAGAGCAGGAUCUAUCUCUGACCUGAAAUCCCAAACGAAACGUCAGCGGCUGCGUGCACAAGUACAAUUUGCGACAAUCUGUGGGUCGAUGUACCUAGCCGGAUGGAAUGAUGGGACAACCGGUCCAUUGCUCCCCCGUAUACAGAAAGUGUAUGGCUUGAAUUUCAUUGUCGUAUCCUUGAUAUUUGUGUUCGCAUGUGUUGGUUUCCUAUCUGGAGCAUUCGCAAACCUAUAUCUAGACGGCAGAUUCGGUUUCGGAAAGGUUAUAGCAUACGCCAUAGAAGCGAGUGCCUUGCCAUUUCCUGCAUUCGUGCUAGGUUACGCCAUCAAUGGCUUUGGACUGGCUCUACAGUUCACACAAUCGAAUGGUUUUGUGGCUAGUCUCAAGGAUAACCCCGAGGUGAAAAUGGGGAUCCUCCAUGCAGUAAGUGCUGGCGCUUUGUCGUCUCCUUUGGCAGCAACACAAUUUGCUCAGCUUCCGCAUUGGUCAUUUCACUACCUGUGCAGCCUUGGUAUUGCGUUCAUAAACACUGUAUUGUUGAUUACAGUCUUUGGGCUGAAAACACAGGAUGAGUGCCUCGCUCAGAUUGGACAGCCAGCAGGCGAAAAGGGAACGAGUGAAAAGAGCCAGUUUAGUCAGAUAUUGCGGCUCAGAGAAGUGCACCUCCUCGCCUUCUUCAUUUUGAUAUAUGUUGGAGUGGAGGUCACUGUGGGCGGCUGGAUGGUGACGUACAUAAUCGACGUGCGCGGAGGAGGUCCAAGUUCGGGAUAUAUAUCAUCAGGGUUUUUCGGAGGUAUCAUGAUUGGACGUGUCGGUCUUUUGUGGGUGAACAAAAAGGUUGGGGAACGUCGCGUUGUGUUCAUUUACGCCAUCCUGGCAAUUGGGCUGGAGCUAAUAGUAUGGCUGGUGCCUUCGAUCAUUGGUGGAGGCGUUGCGAUCUCCAUAAUUGGCUUGAUUUUUGGGCCGAUGUAUCCCAUCGCUAUGAUGCACGCGGUACGAAUUCUCCCUGAGUGGCUCGUCACAGGUAAUUUCACGUUUAGGUCAAUUAGCUGGAUAGCAGGUUUCGGGCAGGCAGGUUCUGCGCUCUUGCCAUUCUUAAACGGUGCCAUUGCAACGAAGACGGGAAUCAAGAGUUUACAGCCAUUUCUCAUUUCGAUGAUGGUGUUAAUGAUCGUCUUAUGGGCUUUGGUGCCGGGAACUGCUAGGAGAACUCGAUGAUAUAUGGUCCGUUGGCUAUCUUUCACCUAUGUGCCCAGACUCGAGCUCCAAUCAUUCGGCAGUUAUCCUUCAUCCACAUUUGUCUUAGAUAAUCGAGUCGA